GAAAACAAUAGCCUACACGUCACGCUUUUCUACAACUAUAGUCUAUAGCCUAUUUAUACACAAACACAACUAAACUAAAAAGUAACCCUAACAAAAAGCUCUUAUUCCCAAAUUCAUUUUAUUUUUUGCUUAAGCUUUUUAUAUACCAAUAUGUCAUCUUCUUCUCCUACCUCAUUAGAUAUCAAAAAUCAAAAGGAAGGAUUUGUUGGUGCUAUUGAGGUGAAGAAACCCAUUCUAGAUCACGAAAAUGUUCUUCAGAAACAUGCUGGUUUCUUUGAUUUGAAUAAAGAUGGUGUUAUUUACCCAUGGGAGACUUUCCAAGCAAUGCGUGAAAUUGGGAGUGGAUUGUUAUUAUCAACUGCAGCUGCUGUUUUCAUCAAUGUUUCCCUCAGUCAUAGUACUCGCCCUGUAUGUUUUCCAUCUUUUCUUUUUCCAAUUGAAGUUAAGAAUAUUAAAUUUGGCAAACAUGGCAGUGACAGUGGAGUUUAUGAUUCUGAAGGAAGGUUUGUUGCAUCGAAAUUUGAAGAAAUUUUCAUCAAACAUGCACAUACAUAUCCAAAUGCUUUAACACAUGAUGAGCUGAAGGAAAUGAUAAAGACAAACAGAGAACCUAACGAUUUCAAAGGAAGGAUUGGUGGUUUUGUUGAAUGGGAAGUUCUUUACAAACUUGCAAAAGACAAGAAUGGUUUACUACAGAAAGAAACAAUCCGAGGUGUUUAUGAUGGAACCUUGUUUGAAGCCCUCAAAAAGGAACAUACAAAAAUUAAGAAUUUGUCUUAAUUAUCUAUAUCGAUAAUAGUGCGAAAACAAUUCCUAUAAAAAUUUAAUGAAGAUUGUAACACUGUUGUGACAUUAUGUGUUUUAUAUUUUUGUACCGUUUAGCAUUAUUGAUAUCGACAAUAAACAAACAGUGCAAGUUAUUGGUCCAGCGUACGUGGAGAUUAUUAAAUUUAGAAAGAAAUUUAGUUAUUUUCUUUUAAUUUAA
Molecule: messenger RNA, 985 nt
Organism: Cicer arietinum (chickpea)
Lineage: Eukaryota; Viridiplantae; Streptophyta; Magnoliopsida; Fabales; Fabaceae
Product: probable peroxygenase 5
Molecular function (GO): monooxygenase activity; calcium ion binding
Source: RefSeq, a predicted model, not a curated record